CGGUGAGGUGACAGGUGACAGUGGUGUCAUCCAGAUCAACAGAUCAACAGUCAGAUCCAACACUGACCCACCGGGACUGACCCACCUGAAGGAGCACAGAGGAAGUCCACCAACAUGAGCAGGUGUCUAAUUAGCAGGAUGGAGGUGCAGAGCUUCAUUGAGAGGUGUAUGGUGGCUGUGGGCACCCAGCCGCAUCACGCUCACAGUCUGGCCGAGGUGUUGGUAGAGGGAGACCACAGGGGCCACUACAGCCACGGACUCAACAGGAUGGACAUGUACGUAAAAGAUGUCCAAACAGGAAUCUGUGCCAAAGACGGUGAACCUGUGGUGGAGAAGGACAGUCCUGCCACGGCCCUGGUGGAUGGGAAGAACCUCCUUGGACCUGUAGUGGGGAACUUCUGCAUGAACCUAGCCAUAAAGAAGGCUAAGGAAGUGGGUGUCGGCUGGGUGGUCGCUCAUGGAUCCAAUCAUUACGGUAUUGCUGGAUAUUAUGCAAUGCAAGCUCUCAAGGAAAACAUGAUUGGAAUGUCUUUUACCAACACGUCUCCACUGGUCGUCCCUACUCGUGGUAAAGAGUGCACCUUGGGCACCAACCCCCUUAGCGUGGCCGCUCCUGCAAACAAUGGAGACAGCUUCAUCCUGGACAUGGCCACAUCAGCUGUAGCACUGGGAAAGGUGGAGCUUCAUGAGCGGCGUGGAGACAGCAUCCCUGAGGGCUGGGGCAGUGACGCCCAGGGAAAGAUGGCCACAGACCCAAAGAGAGUCCUGUCUGGAGGAGGACUGGUGCCCAUUGGUGGGAGUGAAGCCACAGGAGGGUACAAAGGUUACGGUCUGGGAAUGAUGGUAGAGAUGUUUUGUGGCAUCUUGGCCGGAGCCCAGUACAGCAAAUACAUCCGCACGUGGAAAGUAACUGACAAAGUGGCAAACCUGGGUCAGUGUUUUGUCGCCAUCAACCCAGAGAACUUUGCUCCCGGGUUCAAUGACAGGAUGUCAGACCUGUUGUCUGUCCACAGAGGGAUGGAACCUGCUGACCCUGAUGCCCCUGUUUUGGCCGCUGGAGAUCCAGAGAGGAUGCACAUGAAGAAGUGUGAGGAACUGGGUGGAAUAUCCUACCACUUGAACGUUGUUAAUUAUAUGAACCAGUGUGCUGAGAAAAUUAGCGUCAGCCCGUUGUUGCCAAGUGACAGAAUCAUCUCCGACUAAUUAUCCUGUUCAAGAUCUUCAGCCUCAGACUAAUGCACAGAAUUAAACACGCACAUGCAAUCAGAAUUAUGCAUAUAUCAUGUCUCAUUUUCCUCUUGUAACACACGUAGUCAAUAUAUUAAUCUAUUUUUUUUUUACUUUAGGCAUUAAGUUUAAGCACUUUAGUGCCAAGAAAAUUGACACAUAAGUCAAAAAAAUAUAUUUUUCUUAAUUGUUCCAUGAAAUUUCUUUAUUGAUAUAUCUGUGUUUGAAAUGUUUGUAAAAUAUUUUAAAGACACUGUAUCUGACAAACCCAAAGUUGUUCGUCAUACCGUUUCAGACUGAAGGUGAUGUUGAAUGACUGGUUAAACUUGACAAUCAGGUCAGAAGGAUACGAGGUUGAGGAGCCUCUUUAAUCUACUCUGGCCCAAGUGCAGUGAAAUUAUAUAAACCCAAAAAAUGUGUUAGCACUUAUGUUGUAAGGUUACAACUAUUCAUAUGUGCCUUAUUCAAUAAAAAGUA
Sphaeramia orbicularis (orbiculate cardinalfish) is the source of this 1704-nucleotide messenger RNA. RefSeq lists its product as uncharacterized. Lineage: Eukaryota; Metazoa; Chordata; Actinopteri; Kurtiformes; Apogonidae. The record is from RefSeq and is a predicted model, not a curated record. Bases 115 to 1203 code for a protein of 362 amino acids. Gene Ontology annotation, molecular function: oxidoreductase activity. The transcript has 11 exons.